Molecule: messenger RNA, 2615 nt
Organism: Phoenix dactylifera (date palm)
Lineage: Eukaryota; Viridiplantae; Streptophyta; Magnoliopsida; Arecales; Arecaceae
Product: homeobox-leucine zipper protein ROC1-like
Biological process (GO): regulation of DNA-templated transcription
Molecular function (GO): DNA binding; lipid binding; DNA-binding transcription factor activity, RNA polymerase II-specific
Source: RefSeq, a predicted model, not a curated record
CUGAGGUUGAGUUCUUGGUAGGGUUCUGAGGAAGGUUUGAGAGGUUCGCAAUUAACUUUGUUGCCAUGGAGUUUCAGGGAAGGAGGAUGAACAUGCUUGAGGGUCAAGCUCCGGCGCCUCAGCAAAAUACCGAUCCAGAGUCUUUCCAGGCCGCUAUGGAGAUCGAGGUUCCGAGGCUGGUUGACGAGGAAGAUCUUUCCGCCAACCCGCGAAGUGAAGUUCCUGUAGACGCCUCAUCUGGCGAAGAUCAACGACCGAGGGCUCCCAAAAGGAAGUACCAAAGGCACACACCUGACCAAAUCAAAGAGUUGGAAGCUGUUUUCAGGGUAUGCCCCCACCCUGACGACAAGCAACGGAAAGAGCUUAGCCAGAAACUGGGUCUCCGACCACAACAAGUGAAGUUCUGGUUUCAGAACAGACGCACCCAGUCCAAGAACCACCGAGAGCGCGACGAGAAUAACAAGCUUCGGAAGGAGAAUGAUGAGCUGCGCCGCGAGAACUUUAGGAUGAAAGAGGCGCUGAAUAAACCAUGCUGCAAGAACUGUGGCGGUCCAUGUGCUAUUGGCGAGAUGUCCCCCAUCGACGAACACCGCCUGACGUUGGAGAAUGCUUGCCUUCAGGCAGAGAUUGAUACGGUGGUGGAGUUGAUUUACAAUAAUGGGGAUGAAACUGAGACGUUGUCGCCGGAACCCUCGGAUCAACAGGUGGUCUCUGGGGUCGUUACUGGCAUUGCCCAGGUUCCUGUGGAUACGAUGGGAGCAGAGAGUUCGAGAGCCGCGGAAUUGCGCAGUUCGUCUCCUACCGUGCAACCUCGGGCUCAGGUGCAGAGGCCCUUCUUUGAAAGCCUUGCAGGGCUGGCCAUGGAGGAGCUCUUUAUGAUGGCCCGCACUUGUGAGCCUCUGUGGAUCCGUGGCCUCGAUGGCUACUCUGAGAUUCUUAACGAGGAUGAGUACGCCGGGGCUUUCCCGAGGGGGCUCGGGCCGAAGCUGCCCGCGCUUAAGACGGAGGUGACCAGAGGAACUGCACUGAUACCUACGACGCCGCUGUACCUUGUGGACAUUAUCGUGAAUGUGAGCAAGUGGUCAACUUUCUUCUCUGGCAUUGUUUCGAGUGCUGAUUGUUUGGAGAUACCUGAAACUAGCAUCUGCACCAAGGGAAUGCUGCAAUUAAUCACUGCGGAGCUUCAAGUUCCAUCACCUCUCGUACCACCCAGAGAGUGUGUGUUUCUGAGGUACUGCAAAAAGCAUGCAGAGGGAGUUUGGGUGAUCGUCGAUGUCUCAAUGAACAACCGUGAUAACUCUGAAAUCAGAUACCGGAGAAGGCCAUCCGGCUGCUUAAUCCAAGAAAUGCCAAAUGGCUCCUCAAAGAUUACCUGGGUCGAACAUGUCGAAGUGGAUGAUUCGGGCGUUCACGACAUGUACAAGGCAGUAGUCAAUUCAGGUCUAGCCUUUGGAGCAAAACGGUGGCUGUCAACUCUGGAACGACAGUGGGAGCGCCUAGAAAGUAUCUCGGCCAUCAACAAUCCGCGUUUUGGUAUUAAUGCUAACCCUGAGGGAAGGCAUAGUAUUCUGAGGCUGGUAGAGAGGAUGGUGGUAGGCUUCUGCGGUGGGGUAAGUGGAUCAAGGGCUCAGGACUGGAGCCACAUAUCUGGAGUCGGUGCGGAGGAUGUGAAGAUUACAGCUAAAAGGAACCCCCUUGCUACUUGUGAGCCCCCAGGGAUCCUUGUAAAUGCCUGCAUGUCCCUAUGGCUCCCCUUGCCUCCGGGGAGAGUUUUCCAUUUCCUGCGCACCUCACGCAAUGAGGUCUUCAGGGCUCCUUCAAUAUGGGAUGUACUCACCAAUGGUGGGGCAAUUGAAGAAGGAUGCCACAUAGCUAAUGGCCGGGAAGAAGGAAAUUGUAUCUCCAUACUCAAUGUUCGCGGACCGGAGAACCCAAGCCAUGUGAUGAUACUCCAAGAGAACUGCUCCCAUGCAACUGGCUCGUAUGUGAUCUAUGCUCCAAUCGAUAUCGUCGCUCUGAAUGCUAUCCUAACUGGUCAGGAGGCGGACUAUGUCGCGCUUCUUCCUUGUGGCUUCACCAUAUUCCCCGACUUGCCUCAUGGCAUGCAAGAUGGCAUAGAUGGUGAGGGUGGCUCUGGAGGAUCCCUCUUGACUGUUUCUUUUCAGAUCCUGGCCGACUCCAACCCACAUUCAAAUAUCUCUGCCGACACCAUAGCGACGCUGACUGCACUUGUGACCAAUACCUGUGAUCAAGUUAUAAGUUCUCUGUUCGGUAAUAAUGUCCCGUGAAGCUGAAGGAGGAGGGCAGGAGAGUUGAAAUGGAAGUCAAGAACGCACCUUGGACUCUCCAAGCCAUGCUGCUAGUGUGCUGGUUCGGGCAUUGACUUCUUAAAUAAAGUACCUAAUAGAGUUUCUGGUAUCCCAUGGAAGUCUACCUUCAUAUGGGAUAUUUUUCUGUUUUCCUUCUUUCUGCACCUUAUCUGCAUCCUUUUGUGGUUCUUGUAAUAACUGUGGUGGAUAGAGAUAUCUAAUCCACCGCGUGACUUUUCUCCCUUUUACUAAAAACAUCGAGGGUGCUCCCUUUUAAUAAAGUCAAACAGAUUAUCUUCUGGUUAA